UGGUUGCUACAUUCAACAAAUAUGGCGGACACUACGUCGAAUAAAUCUUCAAGCAAGAUAAACGAAGUUACAGUUUUUAACCAGGAUCAAGAUUACAAUUAUUAUGAGGUUGAAAAACAUUUACAAGAACGUGUACUUGCUGUUACAGCUGUGGAGAAAAAUGAUGAGAUGUUUAGGCCAUCACUGUCUGAUAACACCAAAAUUGGAUUCUUUAGUCUGGAUCGAUCAUCACAAACAGAAGUAUCAGAAAUGAUAGAUUUAAAGGAUAUGACAAAAGUUUUACAAACUUUAUUACAGGAUGCAUCAAAUCUUCGUAGAGACAUUAACUUUUCAAAACAUGUCAUUCAAGCAGAUCAUGAAUCAAAACUUCAAGAAAAGUCUCUAGAAUUAUAUUGCAGAAUAAAUGAAAAAGUAACUGAACUCGAGAAGAUGCAUCAAGAUAGAGUUAAUGCACUUCGCAAAGCUUUUCGGCAACAGCUGGCAGAUGCUAUAGCAAGAUUAUCACUUCAUUUCAGUAAAAAUCUUCAAACAAAAAUAAAUAAAGAGAAAUCAAAGCAGGAAAAUAGUCUAGCAAGCAAAGAAGAAAAAUUCAGAGAGAUGCAAGCUACAAUACUUCGCAAUGAAGGUAUAAUACAAAUGCUCAAGGCCCAAUUGCAGCAACAACAAAUGAAAGAUGAAGAUGAGGAUGAAAGAUUUUUAAACAGAGAAUUAUCUGAAGAGGCUUCUCCUCAACCAGAUUUGCAGGAUGAGAUCAAUGCAUUGCAGGAAGAACUAGAAGAAUCCAAGAAAAACCUGGAAAAGUCAGAAAAAAACAUUAGCAGACUUGAAGAAACUUUAGAAAUCAAAGAGAAAGAAAUAUUAAGACUUGAGAAAGAUUUAAGUACCCUAAAAGAACAGUUUGAGAGAAGCAGUAUUCUGAUUCAACAGAUGAAACAGGAACAAAUGGAGAUGGCUGAUGAAGCUGCAAGAGAAAAAGAGAAUUCUAAAAAACUGCUGGGAAACCAAAAGGAUGAAAUGAAACGAAUGAUGGAUGAACAAAUACGGCUUGCUAAAGAAGAAGCUUUGAAAAAAUUGAAUGAAGAAGCACAAAAAAUGACCGGGGAUCAGGCUAAGAUCAAACAGCUGCAAAUCCAAGUUGCAACAUUAGAGUCACAGCUGGCAAAGGAAAAAGAAAAGGUGACAAUAUUAACCAACAAUGCCUCAAAGUCAGAAACACAGAAAGAUUCAGAAAGCAAGUUGAGGGCAGAAAUUAUCAGGCUUCAGUCAGAACUAGAAAAAACACAUCAAAUGUGGGAAAAGAAGUUUGCAAUUUUACAACAAAGCAUGCAUGCUCUGAAAGAUGAGAGUUACUUAAGGCAAACCUUACAGAGGCAAGCUGCACAGUUGCACAAAGCUGCAGUUAGCUACUCUGUUGACAAGCCAUCUGGUGUAGCACCUAUAAAAGAAUAUCCAUCAAGCCCAAAAGCACCUUUGCCUGAAAUAGGGAGAAGAGGAAGUCGAGGGGGAAAUCAAGCACAGGACAGAGAUUACAUCUCAUACACAGUAUCAGCUCCUAGUGGCAGAGGAACAGACAUGUUUUCACCUGAUGAAAACCAGAUAAUGUUUGACAAUGAGAUAGAGAUGAUCCCCUCAGAUGUAAUGCUGUUGCCAGAACCACCACAAAAAAAUAGAAAAGAUUUCAAUGUAGAAAGUAGACCAUCCUCUCAAUCAAAGGCAAUGAAUAUAUCAACUAUUGCUGUUAAAUAGGCUAAUUAGCAAUAAACAGUUUCUUCCAGCCCCCCCCCCCCCCCCCAGGAAGUCUACCCCCCCUCCCAGAAAAUUUCUAGAGCCCCCCUGGAAAAAAAAGUCUGGAAGAAACACUGGCAAUAAAUGUGUAAAGUUUUAUUACACCUGUAUAAUUAUAUACUCUCAAACAGAUGUUUUAAAGAGAUAUGAGCCAGCUUAUUUGAGAACUUGGAAGAGUUUUAUGAAUGACGUUUUAAGAUCAAGUUUAAUUUUCUAUGCUCACUAAUAGUCUCUAUCUCCUUUAAAUCUGUAAAAACUCCAAAGAUGAAUGUUCCAAAUUUUAAUCAAUAAGUGCCAAAUCUGUAUAAAAAUGAACCCAAAAAAUAAUUAAAGGAAUAUUAAUUUAUGUGAAAAAUGUAUAUUUUAAUUUUGAUAAUAAACACAAAGCAAUAAUUCUAGAAGUAAUUUAUGUGAAAAAUGUAUUGCUAACAUUUGUUUUCAAACUGUGAUAUUUUAUUUGUGUUAUGUUCACAUGUACUUGCGGACUGAAAAUAAACUGAAUGAAAACAUU
Physella acuta is the source of this 2296-nucleotide messenger RNA. RefSeq lists its product as uncharacterized. The record is from RefSeq and is a predicted model, not a curated record. NCBI's taxonomy places the organism in Eukaryota, Metazoa, Mollusca, Gastropoda, Physidae.